AUGGUUCUAUCAGGCAAACGCACCCGUUCGGAAUUGAAGGGGCCGUUUUCGGCGAAGAAGCGCCCGUGCAUAUUGAAUGACCUGCAGUCGCCAACGCUGCCGCGGUCCACGUUCUUGCUCUCAAAGAGCAGGGCGUCAUGCGAGACUCAGAUGCGGCAGCGUGACACGCCGUCCAGCAGUGGGCAUAGCGACCGUGAAGAGGCACCCGUGCAUGACGUGAUGAGGACCGACACUGAACGGGCUUCACGCUUAGGCCCGAUACCGAAGCUAGAUCCCAGAUUGUUGGAGGCCGUGUCACAGUACUCCGACUCUGAAUCUGUAAAUACAAGAGGGCCCGGAAGCGGACGGUUUGCAUCGCCUUCGCAGCUGGAGCGGCACGCAAGUCGCUUUAAUCUCCGGCAUUCCUCUCCUCGACACUCGUCUUUCUCUAUCGCAUGCUCUCGCCAACGACAGAUACCGCGUGCUGAUAUUGCCGCCCGCGAGCGCUGUUUUGACUACAUUUUGCAAUCCAUUGACGAAGUCUGGGGCCGCUACUGCAACACCACGUCCACUGCCGAGAACGAGGUGUACGAUCGCCUAGGCACAAGUGUGUCCGGCGUUCCUGCUAUCAUGAGCAGCCCUAAUUGCUCCUUCUAUCUGCCCAUUCAGCCUACCGGCGUGGCUGCCCGCCCCCGUAGUGAGCCUUCCGAUGAUGAAAGCGACUCUGGCUACAAAUCCGAGAUUACAAACCCCACAGAGUACGAAACUGAUUGCGACUACCGCAAGGUCUCGAAGUUGCCCCAGUCCAUGAAGCUCCAGUCAUUGAAGGAUCGCUUGGUCAGGGCUAAAAAUGAUCUUGAGGGUAGCUACGACUCCAGCCACUGGAGUGACUGCAUGUACUUCUGGCGGCGCUGGGAUAUGAUUAAGUACUCCGCAGUAGAGAUGAUGGAGGAGGACGACGACGAUGACGUGAUCGAAUCUGUGAUUGACGAACUCGAGGAGGGUCGUUGCUACAAUGAUGCAUAG
Eremothecium gossypii ATCC 10895 is the source of this 1005-nucleotide messenger RNA. RefSeq names its product AFR739Cp. Bases 1 to 1005 code for a protein of 334 amino acids. The record is from RefSeq and is marked provisional. The transcript has a single exon. Lineage: Eukaryota; Fungi; Ascomycota; Saccharomycetes; Saccharomycetales; Saccharomycetaceae.